This is a messenger RNA of Myxozyma melibiosi, 2730 nucleotides long. RefSeq lists its product as uncharacterized. Gene Ontology annotation, cellular component: transcription factor TFIIIC complex. Gene Ontology annotation, biological process: transcription by RNA polymerase III. NCBI's taxonomy places the organism in Eukaryota, Fungi, Ascomycota, Lipomycetes, Lipomycetales, Lipomycetaceae. The record is from RefSeq and is a predicted model, not a curated record. Bases 121 to 2520 code for a protein of 799 amino acids. The transcript has 3 exons. Gene Ontology annotation, molecular function: protein binding; DNA binding.
GUGGAUAUUUAGAAGAGAGGGAUGGUUUGCAGUUGAAUAUAUUCACGACGUGAGAGCAACUGAUAACCACAACUCUACCCCGUCGCUCACACAUAUCUACUACCUCUCCAAAAGGAAGAAAUGACGACCGCCGAUGCGAGCACGCAGGAGUCUAGUACCGCAGAUCAGAAUACCACCGGCACCGACAACUCUGCAGAUCAACAACAACAACAACAACAACAGCAACAACCAGUCAAACGCGGCCGAGGUCGUCCGCGCAAAUACCCACUUCCCGAGGGCUACGUUCCACCACCCCCAAAACCCAAGCCGCCGCGGAAACCGCGCGAACUGACUGCUCUCGAGCUCGAGCACGACAGCGAAGAACGACAGAAUGGUAACAACAACGGAGAUGAGGGGUUAGCUGGGACUACUACGCCUUCCGGACGACCGCGGCGGCGCGCGACGACGAAAUCGGUGGAUUACAAGAAACUUGAGGAUGGCGCUGAGAUUCUUAGUGCGAUCUUGCUUGACGAUGACGAGGAGGUUCCAGCUGAAGCCCACUCUCAAGCUCUCCAGACACCGGUGCCUGGUAAACGACGGCGCGGACGGCCGCCGAAGGAUCCUAUAAACGGGCCGGUGAAGCGACCGCCGCCGAAACGGGCGAGAGUGGACGUUGAAGAGGAGGAUGGUAGUGACGAAGAGUUCGUGGCGGGCGGGGACGAGGAUGAGGGAGACGAUGAUUUUGCUGCCGCGGAGGAAGAGGAAGAAGAUGAUGACGUGAGCGGUGUAGAAGACGAGGCGGAGGAUGAUGAGUUUGACGCCAAAGCCAGCAGACGACGAAAGCAGCAGCUAAAGUCGACGCCGUCACGCAGAGCAGGCGCAAAUCCACCUACGCAAAGGCAAUUUCUGAAAUACAGUUCGUCGGCUGAAAGCCGGAUGCAGCAGUUCUUUGGCCCCAAGGCCUCAGGUCUGCUAGAAGGCGCGCGGUAUCGAAAUAAAUGGGUGAACGAGCUGACCGUGCUCCGCAGGUCGCUGCUCGAUGAUCCAGAGAGCACGGUACCCGUGUUGCUGGAAAGCGCGGGGUUUAAUACAGGGCUUCAGAUUACUUCAGACUCGAGCGUACAGCAGGCGAGAGAGCUGGGGUUUGUGCCGAGUGGACGGGCGAUGCGGUUUGACAUUGGGUAUAAUGACGCGCUGAAGCAAUUCACGAUCGCUCCGUAUGAGACGGUCGAAGUCGGUAAGCUUACGGACGGGAAUAGAGAAGGAUUGAUUAUGAACGUGGGCGGGUAUCCCACUGCUUGUGAAUGGGCACCUUCGAGCUCGGAGUCAGACACACAGUAUCUUGCGAUCCCCGUGAUCAGCAAAGCAGACGAACUUCAAAACCCAGUCUUCCACCCGCGAACAUAUCCCUCCUCGAUCCAAAUCUGGGAGUUCACCCCGUCGCCUACGCCCUCUGUGCGCCUCGCGCUCUGCCUGACUCACAACUGGGGAACUCCCAAGAGUCUUUCCUGGUGUCCUGUUGCGCGGAGUGCCACUAACCGUGCUAUUUUGGGCGGUGUGUUUUGCGAUGAGAGUGUGAGGUUGAUUGCCGUUCCUGACGUGGAGCGUGCGGCGACGCGAUAUGUGCAUGUACAGGCGCCUUUUCUACAGGUGUCUUUGCCUGGAAUGUCGAUCUACUGCUUCACCUGGAUCGACCCACACACGAUCGCCGUCGGCGCCACGAACGGCUACGUCGCGACCUUCAACGUCUCAAACACCACCCCCUCCACAUCCUCCUCCUCCGACAUCUCGACAAGCCUACAAACCACCCCCCUGAUCUGCACGCCCGUGCACCACAGCCUGAUCUUCGACAUCAAAUCCUGCGGCCCGCAACUGCCACACCUCCUCGUGACCACCUCCGCCGACGGCUACGUCCGCACGCUCGACACGCGCGACGCGCGCACCUGCGGCGCCGCAAAGACGCGCAUAAAGGGCUACGCGGCCGCGCUCGCGGUCCACGCGCCCACGCAGCUCGUCAUCUCCACCGACGACGGCACGGCGACAAAGAUCUCGCCCGCCCGCGCCAUCUCGCGAGACCUGAUCGUCACACGGCACGACAGCGGCGUGACCGCGCUCGCGACCUCGCCCGCGCAGCAUCCGUUCCUGGCCGCGGGCGGGGCCGAUGGCGCGGUCGUGGUUUGUAACCUUGCGGCGGGGCUCGUGAGUAAGAGCGCGACGUACCAGAAUUGGCCGCAGAUCCGAACUCUGAAGCUUGAAGUGAGCACGAUUCCCGCGGCGGUGAUGCGCGCGGACGGCGCUGUGGCUGCGCGGGUGCAGGAGUCAGCAGUGGAGACGGUGGAGAAGUUUAGGUUCGUGGAAGGAUAUAAAGCCGAGACGAUUGGGAGCGCGGCAAAGGGAGACAGGAAUAAGAAGAAAGUGAUAAGUCCGUCGUCGAUUUGCGUGACGGCGGUGUCGUGGUGCGGAGAGAGGAGGUUUGGAGGGUGGUAUGCCGCCGGGUUUGCCAACGGGUGCGUCAGAAUUGACAAUUUUGCUGUUGAGUGAUGUAGUCACUGGGAAGGCGUUUUUGUCUAGUUUAGGUAUGUGACGAUGUGUAUGAACUACUUUUUAGUUGAAUCAUUGAAUCACCACCGUUCGGGUAACGAGAUACGUGUGUCUGCUGCUCAAUCUCGUUGUUUUCAAUAUUCCCCUUUCGGGAAAUGAAAUAGGGGAACCCCAUCGCCGCGUUACUUGCGAGGGCUAAAAAAACCCAGU